GUAUUGGUAUGUGAAGGCCUCGGGCCUCCCCGACCCCUCCGUCGAUCCGCCGCAGCAGCAGCAGCAGCCAUGGCGACCUCCACCACCACCACCACUCCACUCGUCGUCUCCUUCUCCCGCAGCUGCCGCUGCCCCUAUCCACACCGCCACUCCCCCGGCAAGCCCAAGCCCAAGCUGCCCCCUCUCCGCUCCCUCUCCCUCUCCCUCUCCCUCCGUACCGGCCCCCUCGCCGUCCUACCGCGGCGCCGGCGCGACGUGUCGGCGGCGUACGGCGAUGGCGACAUGGACGACGACUUCGGCGACUUCGACCCGGACGACGCGGACGGGGUCAGCGAGGACGACGACGUCGACAACGAGCAGGACUACGACGUCGACUACGACCGCCUCCUCGCCCCCGUCGUCAAGCCGCCGUUGGGGCCAGCGGCGGCAGAGGAGGGCGACAUCGCCAUGGUCGCCGCCGACAGCUUCGUCUCCACCCGGGAAUCCGCGUCCGAUACCGUUGUUGACUACACUGUGGAUGAGGACGAGUUCCACAAGAUUAGGCUGCUCCACUGUGACUUCCUUAUCCGCAAGGUGCCUGACCCCGACGACGACGUUUUCGACUUCAGAGAGAUGUAUGUCACGCCACCGGACACCGAUAUCUACUCCAUUCCAAGGGUUCUUGCCCCAAUGCCACAGAAGUAUGUGAGGUGCACGAAGAAAAACUUUGGCCGUUACCACGUGAGUGAGCCACCAGUUGAGCAUUUGCGUGACCCCCUGUACAAGACAGAGAGGGAGAUCAUGAAGGUUUUCUUAACCAAACACUAUAGAAACAGGCGCUCUGAUGACCCAGAAUUUUUUCUUGAUUUUGAGGAGAUUUAUGUUAUCGACUCAAAAACAAGGUCAAUCACAAGAGCUAAAGUUGUGGUUAGUGUUCCUGAAGGAAAGAAAAGAGAUAGGCGAAACGACCUACUACUGAUACGUGAUGGAGGAGAGUCUUUCAGAAUUAUCGACAAGACUAAAAGGGACGACGCGACCACUGUCAUCCAAAGAGAAGAGUGGGCAAAGUCAAGACAAGACGUGGAGAAGCAUUUUAGGAAGCUUAGAGACUUUGACUACUCGAAUUGGUUCUAGAAAAUGAUAUGCUGUGAUUGUGCCGUAUCUACUGUUGAUUCUUUUAGAGCUAGCCACUUGUUUGAUCAACUGAGAAAUACAAUUUUGAAUUUAGAUAGGUUCAGUGUAACACUAGUUAUAGCAAGUACGCCAUCUAGGGAGCAUGUAAGCUAAAAAAAAUUGUGAAUCUGUUGAAUGCCUUUUUUUUUCCUUUUCUUUUUUUUUCUUACGAAAUGAUUGCACUACUUGUUGAGUAGCGAACGAAUUUGUGGCGCUUUUGAGAUUGUUUCCA
Molecule: messenger RNA, 1384 nt
Organism: Sorghum bicolor (sorghum)
Lineage: Eukaryota; Viridiplantae; Streptophyta; Magnoliopsida; Poales; Poaceae
Exons: 6
Coding region: 70-1113 (347 amino acids)
Cellular component (GO): plastid-encoded plastid RNA polymerase complex
Source: RefSeq, a predicted model, not a curated record